AGAAGAAGGGGUGAGGAAAAAUCUGCAUCAAGAACAAGGGAGAGAAUCAAAUGGUUGAAGUGGAAAUCAAAGGCCAUUGUUUGGUGGUGGUGGUGAGGAAAAGGCCUGCUCAAAAUAAUGCUGGGUGGGUGCAUGCCCCAGGAGACCCCAGAGGACAGCCCCUGCCGUUUCCUCCCUAGGGAUGGGAGACCACCAGCGCCUCCUUUCUCUGAGAAGUCACUGUGGAGGCAGCAGAUGUUACGGAGGAGGCAGCAGGUCCAGUCUCGAAGAAGCGCGCUGCAGCCAUUGCUACUACUGAUGUGUUUCUUGGUGGCUGGAUCUGCUGCCCCUUUGGAUUCUGCCAUCCAAGGCACUUGCCUCACCUUGCCUCAUGUGUGAGUCGGCCCUGGAUCUUGUGCAUGCAAAACACAGUAGAUGAGAGGUGUGUGGGUGAUGUUUCUAGAGAGAACAGCCCAGGAAAACAAGUCCACUAAAAUAUUACUGCCACGAACUUGGAUAUGUGAAUAGGAUAUUAAAAUAUGGUCAUAUUUAAAAGGUUGCAUGGCUCUCUCCUCGGCAAUUGCUAGAAGUAUUUUAGAUGUGGCAAAACACCUAAACAGAAAGCACUUCUCAAGGGAAGGAUAUUUAGAUCACUGUUACUGACUGAAAGUGGAUGUGUUUCACAAAGUGGGUGCACAUCAUCCAUGUCACCAUGUGGCUAGUCUCAGUUUUGCAGCACUUGUGACAUGCAGGUUACAUAUCAAAUCCACUUGUCACACAGUAUGAUCUACCCAGGACGUGCACAUAAAUUCCCUAUUGGUAAAACAAUACAUGGAGUGCCCUGAUAUGGAUAAAAAAGAGCCAGCAAAGACCUUGGCAGAGUGCUCUUAAUAACUUGUGGGCUUUUAAAAUCCCUGUUUGAGCAUGGAAAAUGUAAGUGACCUGAGAAGACAUUAGGAGAACUCAAAAUACAAACUGGUAAUUUCCCCAGCAAAAUAUAUCACUGAGUGAAAGUUUUAUGUCCUCUGAGCUUACUGUAUUAAUUUUAUGCAUGAGUGCUUUAUUUUUGCCACGUGAGAUAUAUCACUGGCUUACUAAAGCAAAAUGUCAUUUGCCCCCCAGAAGGGAUUUGGCCACUUACACUUUGUCACCAAGGAUCACUGCAGAGAGAUAAUGUCGGGCUGUGACAUGCAAUUCCUCAUAUGUUUAUUAAGUGAUUAUAGAUCUAUAGCUAUAUCUAGGUGUUUGUUUUGUGUGCGCAGGGUUCACAAUCUCAGAAAGAGAUUUUAAAAAACAAGUUAUCAUCAUGCUUUAUUUUGAGUAUGAAUUCAACAGAGUAUCUCCGGCAGUCCAGCCCUGCUACGCAUCAGCCUACACAUGUGACUGCCAGGGAAUGAACCCGUGAUUUUUCUAGACGCAAAACAGUAUUCUACCACUCAGUUAUGAUUCACAGGGCUGCACAGAGGCCAUAAAGAAGGAAGCAGAAUGAUUCUUACUUGCAACUGCUCUUCUCUCUAUGCAGUCAUGCAAGUUGCCUUCCUUCCUUGCCAUAAAGUGCUUGUUAAGACCAUACCAUCAUUGGUCAGGCCACAACUUUUCCUAAUAAAUUCUUAGCUUCACAAUGCCAUCCCCAUAACCAUCCUUCUAUUUUAAAAAUAUCAUUACAUCAAAGGAAUAUUUUUAUUAAAUUUUAUUAAAUUGUGUAUUCCAAAAGGUGACCAAUAAAUUCCAACUUUGAGCAUACUGUUUAUGCUUAUUACACCCCUCCUUGCCUUAGAAUGAUAGAAUAAUAGAACUGUAUAGUUGGAAGGGACCCCAAGGGUCAUCUAGUUCAACCCUGUGCAACCCCGUGGAGGAAUCUCAACUAAAACAUCCAUGGCACAUGGCCAUGCAACCUCUGCUUUAAAACCUCCAAGGAGACUCCACCACCUCCCAUGGGAGUCUGUUCCAAUGACAAACGGCUCUUACCACCAGAGGAACACACAGUCUACCACUAAGCUGUUGCUCUUCCCCAAGGACGAGAAGAUGGCAAAGUUUGGAAAAGGAAUUUGAGUAGGAGCUACCAAAGCAUUUGCUUAGUUUGGAUAUUCUUGUCACUGCUUAUCCCGAACUUGCAUGCCCAGUUUCAACCCCUGCUGAGUUUUCUUAUUGACUCCAGCAAGAGCAAAAUCUAACCUUAAAAUCUCAUCUUUUCUGAAGUAGGAACCUCAUUUACUUUCAUGCCAUUAUGUUAGUUCCCUUGGCCCUGCAGCCAUAUGAAAGAACAUUUUAAUACCUUCUUGUUUUCUAAAAUGUUCAAUUUCUUUCCCUUUCCAGAACACAACUCCCAGGAGUUGGCGUGUUCUGAAAGGAGCUGUUAAUAGCUUUUAAUGAUAACGGAAGGGCUGUGAUAACUCUGGGUUUCUCUGUAGCAGGGCCCCCAAAUUGCUGACCAUUGAUCCCGCAAUAUGCAUUGGCUUGAGAAUGAAAGUAAUUUCCUCUUUUUGAUGUUCCUUGUGCCUUACAGAGAUGGAAAAUGUCUGCUAAUGCAUUAUAUUUCUAGGCUUGUUUUCAUUCCAUCUCGUGAAACGUGACACAUUAUACCGUAGGGAAUCAGCUCCAUGGUGAAAUCUCCUUAAAUGAAUCUGUGAUGAAGUGACAAAAGAAAAGUCAAAGAAUGAAUUUGCUGCAUACACCAAUUCCCAUCAAUCCCAGCAUAUGACAAGGAAAUGUAACAACUAAUGAAACGGAAUAAUCUACCCUUGUUAGACGCUUCGUCUUAGCAAUUGAUGUCUAGGGAAAAGGCAUGCAACUGACAAGCAAAUCUCUAUAUUGGUCACCAAUCCAUCAUGACUGCCCCUUGAAUUGUAACAAGUCUGGAUUAGGAAUGCCAUCAUUCUGCUAAAGGCCACAUGGAAAGAUUGGCUACACAGCAUUGUAUGACCAACUUAGGUCAAAAUCGUGGCAUCCUCCAGUUUUGAAUGAGAUAUAUGACACUUCCAGAAACAACCAUUGCAUGCCGUGGUUCAAUCGUUGCAUCUUCAGGUGGAGCUGGGAAUUGUCCCUUGUCUGAAACCAUGAAGAGGGGCCACGAGUCAGUCCCAAAAUGCUGAGCUAGGUGGACCCGGGGCCUGUUUUUGUGUAAGGCAGCUUCCUAUGUCUCAGUGGCCACUUGCUAAUGCACAAAAUUGUCCACCCCUGACUUCAGUUACCUGUUACCAUUGUGAAAUCAGGGGGUUGGUAGCUGGACAGCUCCACCCACCUGUCAGAUUUGGCCCACAAGGCUUUGCUCUGGCCUGCAGAGUCAAAAGUGAUUUGCGCAAAAGCCCCUGUAUGAUAGAGGAUUUUGUGAAAAGGAUUUUUAUUAGCCUGCUCAGUCCUCUGGCAGCUGGACACAAUCUGUCUCCCUGAGGCCUUCUCAAAGUUUUAUAGAUUUACUAAGAGCAAAAAGAAAUUAUGGCCUCCAGCAUUUCUAGGUCAGUGCCAUGUGUCAAAGGAGCUUAGCCUUUGCGUUUUGUGGCACUCCCAGCAAAGCCUACCUGUCUGUCUGUCUGUCUGUCUGUCUGAUGGGUAAAGCUGCCCAUCAAUAAAUAUUCUCUGGGUGACCUGCAAACAAAACAGUAUUAAAAAUUCAAUUUAAAAUCAAUGACGGAUAAGUAAAUACAGCCCCGCACCUUGCCAAUCCUUAUAACAGAGACAACAUAACAUAGUUUACAGCCUGGAUUUAAAACAGAAUUAAAAGAUCUUGGUGAAUAAAAAGGUCUUCCCCUGAUGUCAUAAAGACCACAGAGGUCUCAGGGUAUAGUCUGAAGGCAUCAACCUGAGCUCCUCUGGGGCUGGUCAGCGUCCAGAUGGCAGAACUCUUAGAACUCACAUGGAUGCCACCUUGUGCUCCACGAGGGGAUGGAAAUGUUAGAAAAUAAAAUAGAGAAGUCGUCUGACGGGCAUCUCUCUGUGGAAGCCACUCCAUAUCUACCCAAAAGGCAGUCAA
Podarcis lilfordi (Lilford's wall lizard) is the source of this 3949-nucleotide messenger RNA. The record is from the annotation of a GenBank genome assembly. NCBI's taxonomy places the organism in Eukaryota, Metazoa, Chordata, Lepidosauria, Squamata, Lacertidae.